ACCGUCGUGUCUCACUGUUUUAUUGCAAUAUUAUGGUCUGACGCGGGAGGCGCAGUUCUCCGCCAGGUGCGCCUCCCCUCCAUGCUGCACCUUCCCAUCCCAGCGCUGCUGGCUCUGGCUGCUCUAUUGCCUCCUCAUCCGCCCUCAGCCCACUUCUUCUUCGCAGGGGGAGCUGACUUGAUGCGCAUAAUAAAUCAUCUCCGCAAGAUUCCUUUUCAAGCCCAGGUUCAGAGCUGCGUUUGUUGGAUAUGAGAGCGUAAACACAGGCGAGAGUCGAGCCUCUUAACUGGGGAUGUUUCAAAUGUGAUUCAGCACAGCAAACAACGUGGGUGUUGUGUGCGUGUGUGUGUGUGCGCGCGUGUGUGUGUGUGUGUGUGUGUGUGUGUAUGUUUUUUUUUUUUUUUUUGGUGGGGAGUGGAGGAAAAGGAGGAGAGCAGCGAUAUGAAACGCGUGUGUUUAUACCUCCUGCGUUCCCCGUUAUCGCUGACUGACCACCGGCUCAAUUUCACCUGUAUGAACGACCUUGCGAUCGUGACCGAAAUUUUCCUAACAAGGUUUCCAUGGAGGAUCAGUGUGGCGCUUUUUCCGUGAGGGCUGAAUUCGGUUCCUGUUGGUCUCAAGAUAUUUCAAGAUAAGAGGUCAAGCUCCCCUCUCUCAGAGAACACGAGUGCCAUUUCAAAGCUUAUUGGAUGAAAGUCUCAUUUGCCCUUGGCUGCCAAAGAUGACGUUGCUAUGGAAACAGCUUCUACUAUUAUCAAUCAUCGACCGUCUGGCAGACUGUCUGGACAGUGGAUCAUAUCAUGGUCCAAGAUGGAGGAUGGAGCCAGGUGACUUGUUCAUUCCUGUCGACUCCAUAGAGGAAGAAGCUACUCUGACCUGUGACGCUAAGGGGACACCACCUCCACAGUACAGAUGGUCAUUGAAUGGGACUCACAUAAAUCUGGGCCUGGAUCGCCGGCGGCGUCUGUCUGGGGGCAACCUCAUUAUAAGCAGUCUGGACCGCCAGCAGGAUGUAGGGCUGUACCAGUGUAUGGCCUACAACACUGUAGGAGCUAUCCUCAGCAGGAGAGCAAGUCUGCAGUUCGCCUACUUAGAUCAUUUCAAAGUCCACACCAGAAGCGCGGUGUCAGUCCGAGAGGGACAAGGAGUGGUGUUACUUUGUGGAACGCCUACUUCCUCAGGAGACCUUACUUACGCAUGGGUCUUCAAUGAGUACCCGUACUUUGUUCAGCAAGACAAUCGGCGUUUCGUCUCCCAGCAGACGGGAAACCUUUACAUCGCCAAGGUGGAGCCCUCCGAUGUGGGUAACUACACUUGUGUGGUGAUGAACAGCAUCACAAAGGGCAAAGUUCACAGCUCACCUACGUCUUUGAUCCUCAGGACAGAUGGAGUGAUGGGUGAAUACGAGCCGAAAAUAGAAGUUAAUUUCCCAGACAAUGUACCCGCCGCAAAAGGAUCAACAGUUACGCUGGAGUGUUUCGCCCUUGGGAACCCGGUCCCAGAGAUCACCUGGAAGAGAGCUAACGGCGUUCCCUUCCCCAGCAAAGUCAAAAUGAAGUACUCGAAAGCCGUGCUGGAGCUCCCCAGCUUCCAGCAGGACGACACGGGAGGGUACGAGUGCGUGGCUGAGAACAAGAUGGGGAAGAACACAGCCGCCGGGCGACUGGCCUUCUAUGCCAAGCCUCAGUGGAUCCAGACCAUGAAGGACACGGCCCUGGCCAUAGAGGAGAGGCUGUACUGGGAGUGUCGAGCCAAUGGCAAGCCCAAACCCUCCUACACGUGGCUGAAGAACGGCCAGCCGCUCCUCUCAGAGGACAGGGUCCAUGUGGAGGAUGGAGUCCUGUCGGUGUCAGCGCUGACACUAUCUGAUGCCGGCAUGUACCAAUGCGUGGCUGAGAAUAAACACGGCGUCAUAUAUUUUGCUGCUGAACUAAUGGUUUUAGCCUCUCCUCCAGACUUCACAGGGAACGUCCUCAGAGCUUUGCUCAAAGCCAAGGCAGGAACUACAGUGACUUUGGAGUGUAAACCCCAGGCCUAUCCCAUCGCCAGCAUUUUAUGGAAGAAAGGAAACCUGCCUGUCCACACCAAUGACAGGAUCACACUUUCCCCAGACGGAACGCUGAGGCUCGCCAACGUGAGCAAGUCCGACGCAGGCAGCUACACGUGCUUCGCUAGGAAUAGAUUUGGCAUGUCGAGUACAACAGGAAGGCUCCUUGUUACCGAUCCAACCAGAAUCAUCCAGGGGCCAGUGGACAUGGAGAUCAUUGUGGGCGAGAGCAUCGUGUUACCGUGUCAGGUCACCAGCGAUCCCGUCCUUGACGUUUCUUUCUCCUGGGCCUUCAACGGACAGCUCAUCGCCAAGGGAGACGGUCACUUUGAGCUAGUGGGUGGGAGAACAGCAGGAGAUCUGAUGAUCAGGAACAUUCAGCUUUACCAUGCCGGCAAAUAUAUCUGUGUGGUGGACACGGACGUGGAGAGCCUGUCAGCUGUGGCCGUAUUGAUUGUGAAAGGCCCCCCCAGCCCACCAGACUCCGUGACGGUGGAGGAGGUGACAGACAGUACGGCCCAGCUGACCUGGAGCCCCGGCAGAGACAACGGCAGCCCCAUCACCAAUUACCUCAUCCAGACCAGAACUCCCUUCACUGUGGGCUGGCAGAGGGUUAACACAGUCCCUGAGAUAAUAGAUGGGAACACACUGACAGCCACUGUGGUGGACCUCAAUGCCUGGGUGGAGUAUGAGUUUCGGGUUUUGGCCAGGAACAGCGUUGGGGUUGGAGAACCCAGCCCUGUGUCCGUCAAGACCAGGACUGAGGACGCAGUUCCUGAUGCGGCGCCAGGUGAUGUGGGUGGAGGAGGCGGGAGCAGAUCUGAACUGGUCAUCACAUGGGAGCCUGUCCCCGAAGAACUACAGAAUGGUGAGAGCUUUGGUUACAUCAUUGCUUUCCGCGCCUUCGGAGAAGUUAGCUGGACUCACGUGGCCACCUCUGCCCCCGGUGCGUCACGCUAUGUGUACCGCAACGACAGCAUCGCGCCCUUCUCUCCAUUCCAUGUCAAGGUUGGCACUUACAACAGCAAAGGACAGGGCCCUUUCAGCCCCGUGGUCACCAUCUACUCUGCAGAGAUCGAGCCAAGUGGGAUGCCAGCAGGGGUUUGGGCCAGAAGUGUCUCAGCCUCUGAGAUUGAGGUGAAUUGGCAGGCUCUCUCCUUCACCCCUGAAAGGGUUCUGGGCUACGAGGUGGUUUACUGGGAAGACGACACUAAACCAGAGACCAUGGGGAAGGUUAGGGUGCCUUGGAACCAAACCUCGGUCACGGUGAGCGGCCUGGCGGGAAACACGCAGUAUUUCCUAACAGUCAGCGCCUUCAACACAGCGGGCACCGGCCCCUUCCUCCCUGCAAUCAAUGUUACCACAAAAAAGCCACCACCAGCCCAACCUCCGCUCAAUGUUGAAUGGACCCUAAUUGGCUCUCAACUGUCUCUUUACUGGGAGCCUGUGGUGGCAAUGGAAUCAGAGUCUGAAGUUACAGGCUACCAACUGUCAUACAGGAGACAGAGACACAAAGACGUAAACAUACUCACAACAGCCAAUUCAACAGCGGAGCUGACCCUCCCCGACGACGACGACGACUACAUCAUCCACAUUCAGACGCUGAGUGAAGGAGGGCUGGGCCCGGCCUCGGAUCCCAUACGAAUCCACCAAUUAAGUAUGAGUGCCCGCGGCUCGAGAGCCUGGAGUGUGGACAUCUCCCCCCUCUCCCUGCUCCUCGCCAUUGCAGUAUCAACAUUGAGGUCAACGUCGUGACACAGUGACAGACUCAACGUUCAGUAUUGGUAUUUUUUUUAUUUUUUUUUUAAUUCGUGAAAAUUGCCAACUUUUUUUUCUCUCUCUUUUUUUGGAGGUGACACCGUACAAUUCUGCAGUGUUAGUUUGCAGGUAGGAAACAGCACAAGAAUGGAGCGUGCUGUCAGAUACUUGCUUAACAGUAAAUGCUUGAGCUUUUUUCUUUUUUUCUUUUUUUUUCUUUUUUUUUCUUUUUUUUUUUUUACAUGGGUCUGUUUUGACAUUUUUGCUGGUUGGGAACAAUGCUCCAUUUCAAGUCUUUUUUUUUUUUUGGACUAGAAUGAUACAGAUGCCUUACUUCCAUUCAUGUGCCAAAGUAGUUUCAGCCUUCUUGUUGUUAUUGCAAAGAUAGCUACAUGCUUUCCUCAACAUUUUACUCCUCACAGUUUCUUAUUAUUGCAGCUCUCAGUGUACCGUGCAGAGGGCCGUGAUAAGAAGUUGUAUUUUGUAUUUUUGAAUAUUUUCAGUUUAACUCUCUACAUCUGAAUUGGCGAGCAGGAACAUGUUCAUUCGCCCGUGCCCGUGCCUUUGGAGAUUCUUGUAACGGCGCCACUUAUUGACUCUAGCCAAUGAUACUUAGUGUUUCAGGACAUACUGCAGCCAUCCUCAUCUUUACGUGCUCCAUUAAAAGUUGGUUGUGCCCCAGAUGAAACUCAUAAAAUAGCCCACAGUGCCAGUGUUAGCCAUUUACCUUCUAUCAUUUGAUUGUGGAAAGCUGAAUGUACCACGAGGGUUCCUGAAGGUUUUAAAGCCUCAGAGCAGUUAUUGUGAUAGCCCGCUGAUUGAUGGAUUGGACUUUACUCUGCAUUUACAAAGAUUACAUUUGCCUGUAUACAGCAGUAGUGGGAGCGGUAUACAGCAGCAAGUGCAUUUCCUUCAACGCUAGUGCUGAAACAAUCAACAGAAAAUAAUCAGCAGCAAUCAUUUAAGUCAUUUAUCAAAGAAAGAUUGCCAAACAUUCACUGGUUCCAGCUUCUCAAAUAUGUGCAUUUGCUUCUUUUCUCUGUUUUAAACAUAGGGUAUUAAAACCCAGCAAGGUGCACGUUCCAUUACAAUCUAUUUGCCCCCACAGGAUCCGACUUGGAGGGUAUUAUCCCGCUUUAUACCAUAGCCACUUUCCAAAAAACUGCUAUAUGUCAUCAAAAUAAAAAUAUCAGUCAUUCAAUUACUUACAUAACAUCUGAGUUUUCUGCUGUUACAGUGAUAUCAUGAAACACAGAGUAAUACCUGUAUCUUAAAACUGCUGCUGCAGCUAAGCAGCACACAGCUGAUAGCAGGCAGAGAGCACUUUUCACAAAGCUGGGCUAAAGUGUUUGAGCCUGGUUCCACACAUUCUCUGGCAUGAAGUGAAACAAAAUCCUAAUUCAUAUUACAUCAUGUAAUAUCAGGCUAUAGUCGAGUUCAAAUCUUUACUAACUCUGAAAUCACAUUUAGAGUUAGAUGAGAAGAUCAAUAACACUCUCACAUCUGCCCGAUAACUAUGGCGGUAAAGCCAGGAGUCGAUUAGCUUAGCAUAGCAUAAAGACUGGAGGCAGCUAGCCUGGCUUUGUCCAAUGUUCACAAAUACGCCUACCAGCACCUACGAAGCUCUACUAAUUAACACGCUGUUUCUUCGUUUGUUGAAUCAGUUAGGGGCCAGCAUACUUCAUCAGAACUGCUUGUGGGAUUGUCGGCUCCACAGUUAAUGCAGAGACAUGAGAGUGGUAUUGAUUUCCUCGCCCGACUCCCAGCAGGAAAGCGAAUAAGGACAUUUCCCAAAAUGUUGAACCAUUUCUUUAAAGAGUAAUUUCAGUGAAUGCACCCAAAUCACAAAAUAGCACAGUGAAAAUACGAGAACGGGGAAUAGCAGGUUCAGUUUUUGAAUGUGUGAGUCCAUUCUUGACGUCUGGAAAAAUUAACCUCAACUCAAGAUCCACUUACUAGUUUUAUCCAGAGCUUUCAACCAUACACUAUAAAAGCAAAUUAGGUGUUUGCUCAGUUGUCAGGGAUUAUCAUGAGACCCAAGUUCCUUACUUCAGUCACCUGACUGUGGUUAUGUCAGCUGGACCAACUCUAUGAGCAAACUCAACAUUUGCUGAUGAAGACUGUGAGAUGUGGUUGAAAGCACAGCUUCAAAUGGACUUUGAGUUAAGAUUAUUUUGUCAAACCAGCCAAACAUUAGUGCAUUCAUUUAUAAUACCAAACAAUUAGGUGCCAAAAGUGUCUGGUAAUGGUUAUCAAGCGUAAAGAGACACCUGCCCAGCCAAUCAGAAUCCAGAAUCCUCAGUGGUCAUGGUAUAUAGUCAGUCUUUUAGUUUUAGACUUGCUAUAGCCAUUGGUUGUAUAUAAAGAUGGACAACACGUCUCCACUUCCUCCCACUUUACAAAAAUGAAGCCAAAAUACCCCAGACACUGGCGCCGCCAUCUUGCACUGGUGAUGUCAUUUGGAGCCAGAGUCUGCGCAGUAGUGAUCAGGAUCCCACCCACCAACUCAAUCGAGGGUCAAUCACACCGUCAAUCAUUACAUCACACCCCUUUUUAUAGCGUCAAAUAACUAAUUCAAACCAAACUGAGGAGAGAAAUGACCACUUGAACAUAGAAAUACCUAAAAUGAUAAAAAAACAAAACAAAACAAGCAAUUUGAAAACGUCACCUUGGCCACUGGGAAGUAGUGAUGCACAUUUCUCACUCUUUUGAGACAUUUUAGAGACUGAACUAUAAAUAGGAAAUACAACUGUCUGAUCCAUCAAUAAUGAAAAUAAUCAUUAGUGGCAGCCUUAGACUGCAUCCAUCUGGGCAGUGCACAGCUAGUGCCAGUCAACGUGUAUCAUCAGUCAUUACAGUCAAGACAAGAGGUUUAAAGUGCUGCCGAUUGUGCCAGUCUGAUAAUUGAAAUCUAGCCACCAGCUUAGGCGUUACUUGGCAAAAUGUAUGGUCAGCUGUGUUUUAAUAGUUUGUGAUUCUGUUCUUUGUUGUCAGUUGUAUUGGGCUUUUUUUUAUGUGGUAUAUGUUGUCAUUGUUCAUUUAUGUAUUUAAGCGUAACCUCACUGCUCAGGUAUUCAGACCUGCUUCACCCUAUCUUUCAAUCGCUGUAAAAUGGCUGGAGCAGAUAGAUCAGAAAUCUGUCAGCACAGAAAACAAAGCUCUAUUUAACAGUGUGACUUGACAAAUGGAAAGCCUGACAUGUGCCAUGAUUUAGCAGACAUUAAACCAUCUUAAUAAAUUAAAGCAGGCCUGAGGGGCUUCUAUGGGAGAAGGCAUAGGAGUAAUGGUACUAAUGACACCCACACAAGACUAAUAUAUCAGGAUUUAGGGAGGACUAAAUCAGGACAAUCCCAUCAGGAUGAAACGAGAAAGAUUCAAGUGUGUGUGUGUGUGUGUGUGUGUGUGUGUGUGUGUUUUGUUUGUUUCUGAGCAUGCAUGUGCGUGGUUAUUCCCUAACCCACGGUGUCAUGGGGAAGUGUUUUCAAGAAGACCGUACAGCUAAAAAAAGAAAAAAAAUGUUUUAUGUGCUUAGCCGUAGUUCAGGGCUUUGAGCAACUGAAAGCUUUGCGGACAUUCAAAUAGAGUAAUACGAGGUCAGUAUGGGAGGUUGAAAUGUCGGUUUUUCUAUCAAAUUGCAAAGGAUUGCCGGUGCAAAAGAGCAAGUGGGAAAAAAGCUCCACAAAACCAAGGCCAGGUCAGGUGCACCUUGCGAGAUAAAAUUUGUAUUACAUGUGAAGACAAAAGGUUUUCUUCCCCGAUGAGUGUUAAUACCUUUCUGAAAGCAGUCUUUGAAUCCUGUUAUGUUGUUCUUGUGGCUUUACGUGUGGUUAAUCUGUAUCCAUUCUUUCAUCACAGAAUGUCAUUGUUAAGCUAACAGGUGUUUACACAGGAAAUGCAUCUUUCCAGCUGAUUUAUUGAUUAUAUAAACUGAAAAAAGACAACAUUACACAGUUUAUGAACUUGUGUCUUGGGAAGCAUUGCCAGCCUCUUUGUUUUGUAACGUAUCAGUACUGUGGAGAUGUUUUAACUUUGAUUUUCUCUCUUUUUUAAUGUUUGCUAUGGUUCCUGAUUGUUUAAUUCAUUUUUUCUUCCGACAAUUCUGCACAAAGGUCAAGUGUUGAUUUAAAAUAACAAUUAAGAGCCCCCAACUCGGAGACCAAAUUGUGGUGUCACACUUCCAAUUCUAAUUCUCAGUCAAACCCAGAAUUUGAAAAAAGAAAAGAAGAAAAAAAAAAGGAAAACAGGAGCUGCUUUCACACACAGCCUUUUGGUGCAGUGACACAAACGCUGCCUGUUACAAGGUAGUCAGCCAGUGCACAGUUUGUCUUUUUAUACCAAUGCAACUUUACAAUUUUCUUGCUACUUUCAGGAUUAGAAAAGACAGAAUUGAUCAUAAAAUAAAAAAUAAAAAAAAGAGUUACCUAUAAUUUGUAAUUCCAUAAGGAUUAUUGAUAAAAUACAAUUACAGCUCUGGGUGACAACGCUUGGCCUUUCUGUUAUGACUCCUCAGUAUUUUGAUGUCCAGGUGAUCUCCGUGAGAUCGUGGCAUAAACGUUUUCACAUUGAAAAGACAUCAGCUGAUCUUGAUAUGCUGAAGCUGUGCAUGUAUGAUAUCGUUUGGUGCAUUUGUGUUUUCUAAAAUGAGGGAGUUAAUAAAAACAAUUCACUGAG
Messenger RNA from Seriola aureovittata, 8476 nucleotides. It is a transcript of the gene cntn3a.2, whose product is annotated as contactin 3a, tandem duplicate 2. Gene Ontology annotation, biological process: brain development; cell-cell adhesion. Gene Ontology annotation, molecular function: cell-cell adhesion mediator activity. The transcript has 23 exons. NCBI's taxonomy places the organism in Eukaryota, Metazoa, Chordata, Actinopteri, Carangiformes, Carangidae. Bases 722 to 3802 code for a protein of 1026 amino acids. The record is from RefSeq and is a predicted model, not a curated record.